Molecule: messenger RNA, 261 nt
Organism: Cylicocyclus nassatus
Lineage: Eukaryota; Metazoa; Nematoda; Chromadorea; Rhabditida; Strongylidae
Source: the annotation of a GenBank genome assembly
AUGCUUCACUUCCUUAACAUGUGCUCACCUCGACAAGAUACGGUAAAAUUGAUGUGGGACUGUGCCUCGUCUCGGCAUGAUCACCUGGAAUGUUGCAGAAAAAAAAAUGUUCUGCCAUUAUGCAUGCAAUACUGUGAAAGCUCACAUGCGGUACCAGCCGACUAUCUCAACCAUCUCGUCUGUCUACAGAAUUUCGAUGCUAUCCGAGAUUGCUUCCGCGAUCAUCUCGAGAAGAAUCCCAACAUUUUUGGUGAUAACUGA